This is a messenger RNA of Helianthus annuus (common sunflower), 1473 nucleotides long. RefSeq names its product malonyl-coenzyme A:anthocyanin 3-O-glucoside-6''-O-malonyltransferase. The transcript has a single exon. Bases 14 to 1357 code for a protein of 447 amino acids. NCBI's taxonomy places the organism in Eukaryota, Viridiplantae, Streptophyta, Magnoliopsida, Asterales, Asteraceae. The record is from RefSeq and is a predicted model, not a curated record.
GAUAGGAGCAACAAUGGCUACCAUUCCCAUCUUAACUAUUCUUGAGAAGACAAGAGUAUCACCACCAGCAGCCACCGUAGGCGACAGCUUGUUGCCACUUACCUACUUCGACUUCUUGUGGCUAAGCCAACCUCCUGUUCAAAAUAUAUUCUUUUAUGACUUGCCAAUCACACAAACUCAAUUCAAUGAAACUAUUAUUCCCAAUCUCAAACGCUCCUUAUCAAUCACUCUUCAACAUUUUUAUCCUUUCGCCGGUAACUUGAUCGUUUUCCAUACUUCUACACAAAAGCCCGAAAUUCGCUAUGUUGAAGGUGAUUCUGUCGCGGUUACUUUCACAGAAUGUAACCUUGAUUUCAAUAAACUAACCGGAAAUCAUCCCCGAAAUUGUGAAAUGUUUGAACAUCUUAUCCCUCAACUUGGCGAGGCUAAUAAAACCUCAUAUUCCACAAAGAUCCCCGUGUUCGCAGUUCAAGUGACACUCUUUCCAAACUCUGGAAUCUCUAUUGGAAUGACAAAUCACCAUUGCCUGGGUGAUGCUAGCACCAGGUUUCUUUUCUUGAAGGCGUGGACAUCAAUUGCUCGAUUUGGUUCCGACAAGUCUUUUCUAGCUGAUGGAACCUUGCCGUUAUAUGAUAGAGUGGUCAAUAACCCAAAACUAGAUGAAAAUUUCCUGAAGUAUGCAAAAGUCGAAAACUUUGAGUAUCAACCUACAAAGCUAUGUGCACCAACUGAUAGAGUUCGAGGCACCUUUAUAUUGCCGCGAACUAUGCUCAAUAGGUUGAAAAACUUGGUUUCAACCCAACUACCAACAUUAGCGUAUGUAUCAUCUUUUACAGUUGCAUGUGCUUAUAUGUGGAGUUGCAUAGCGAAAACACGCGAGGAGGAGCUUCAUCUAUUUUCUUUUACCAUCGAUUGUAGGGCGCGUAUGAACCCUGCAAUCCCAGCAGCCUACUUUGGCAACUGUGUUGGUUGGUGCGCUGUUAAUGUACAAAACAAACAGUUAAUGGGAAAAGAAGGGUUCGUGACUGCUGCAAAACUGAUCGGAGAAAAUCUACACAAGACGUUGACCGAUAAGGAUGGAAUCGUUAAAGAAAGAAAAUCAUCUGAGGGGUCAGUACCCACUGGGAUCCCCAUGACAAUCGUCGGGGUUGCUGGAACACCAAAGCUAAAAUUUUAUGACUUGGAUUUUGGUUGGGGGAAGCCCAAAAAGCUGGAAACUGUUUCAACUGGUUUAUCAUUUUCUAUUAAUGGCUGCAAAGAAAAUAAUGAAGAUCUGGAGAUUGGUAUAUCCCUGCCGGCUACACACAUGGAAUCUUUCGUUCGUAUCUUUGAGGAUGGAUUAAAAGAAUACAUCUAGAUCCAUCAUAUAUUAUCUUUGUCAAUCAUGUAUUCGGUUUUUCUUACUUUGUGGUCUUGUUUCAUAUUCAAGUUGAGUGUUUAAAUAAAUAUUAUUCUUGGUUUCCAUUUUCUGAA